GGGCAGGCCGGCGGGAGCCACGUGGCGGGGCGGUCCCUCCCCCGGUGCAGCCUGCGGAUCUGUGCCUCGCUGCAGCCGUUGCACCAGCUCGGCCUUCGCGGGCGUCGUCCAGUUCACUCCCACCGGAGCGUGGCAGACACCCCUCCGUGCACCCUGGAUUGCCUGACUCUGCUGCUGCUUUUGCCUGCAGGAGGCACCUCUCUACUGUGUUUGACUGGUAAUUCUGGCUGCUUCAGUCACCACGUGUGUAAAACGGAUCUCAUACGGUCAUGGCAGACGAAGACCUUAUUUUCCCCCUGGAGGGCAUCGACAAUGGAAAAUCACUCCAUUCUGGCCACGAAUGCUAUGCUGAUGGAGACAGUGAUGAGGACGAUAAUUUCUAUAUCUGCCCCAUUACAGAUGACCCAAUAUCGAAUAAGAUCGCAAUUUCUAAAGCCUCUAACUACUACAGCAACCUAGCCAAAAACGAGCAGUAUGGAUCCAGUUCUUCCCCAGGAAAUUCGUUCCAUUUUAAGGAAGCCUGGAAACAUGCUAUAGAGAAAGCUAAACAUAUGCCUGAUCCCUGGGCUGAAUUUCAUCUUGAGGACAUUGAAACACAGUGUGCUACUCGUCACAGGUACAAUGCAGUCACUGGAGAAUGGGUUGAAGAUGAGGUCCUCAUCAAAAUGGCAUCUAAGCCCUUUGGCCGUGGAGCUAUGCGGGAGUGCUUCAGGACGAAAAAACUGUCUAACUUCCUGCAUACCCAGCACUGGAAAGGGGCCUCCAACUAUGUGGCGAAGCGCUAUAUUGAACCCGUGGAUAGGGAAGUGUACUUCGAGGAUGUGCGUCUCCAGAUGGAAGCCAAGCUAUGGGGAGAGGAAUUUAGCCGACACAAACCACCCAAGCAGGUUGAUAUUAUGCAGAUGUGCAUCAUUGAACUGAAGGGCAGAGCCGACCAGCCCCUGUUUCACCUGGAACAUUACAUAGAGGGCAAAUACAUCAAAUACAACUCCAACUCAGGAUUCGUUCGGGACGACAACAUCCGCCUGACCCCACAGGCUUUUAGCCACUUCACAUUUGAGCGCUCGGGUCAUCAGCUGAUUGUGGUGGAUAUUCAAGGCGUGGGAGACCUGUAUACAGACCCUCAGAUUCACACAGAGAUGGGCACAGACUUCGGAGAUGGCAACCUAGGAGUGCGAGGCAUGGCCCUGUUCUUCCAUUCCCACGCCUGCAACAAGAUCUGCAAGAGCAUGAAUCUCACCCCUUUUGACCUCUCUCCCAAGGAAAAGGAUGCCGUGAACCAGAACACAAAGUUGCUGCAGCUGGCUCAGACGGUUGUGCGGGGCACAGAAGAGAAGUGUGGCAGCCCGCGGGUGAGGACGUUCUCUGGAAGUCGGCCCCCUCUGCUUUUCCGCCUCUCGGAGAAUUCAGGAGACGAGAAUAUGAGUGAUGUAGCAUUCGACUCUCUUCCUUCCUCGCCGUCCUCAGCAACACCACAUAGCCACAGGCUCGACCACCUUCAUUGGCCGGUGUUUAAUGACCAUGAUAACCCAGACAACCAUAGGGAUUCUGAAAACAGUGGGGACAGCGGAUACCCCAGCGAGAAGAGGAGCGACCUGGAGGACCUUGAUCACCGAGACAAGGGACAUUCAAACGGCAACCGGAGGCAGUAUGAAUCUGACGAAGACAGUUUGGGAAGCUUUGGAAGGGUCAGUGUGGAUAAGUGGAAUCUCUACAACGCUUCUAGGCUCCACCUCCAGAGGCCAUCCUGUGUUGCUGGGGAAGUGCAGAGACUUAAUGCUCUGGACCUCGAAAAGAAAAUCGGAAAGUCCAUUUUGGGGAAGGUUCACCUGGCCAUGGUGCGAUACCACGAGGGAGGGCGCUUCUGUGAGAAAGAUCAGGAAUGGGACCAGGAGUCGGCCAUCUUUCAUCUCGAGCAUGCUGCAGAUCUGGGGGAACUGGAGGCCAUCGUGGGCCUUGGGCUCAUGUACUCCCAGCUGCCACACCACAUCCUCUCUGACAUCUCUCUGGAGGUGAGUGAGGAGACUGAUGAGAACAAGAUGAAGGGGUUUGAUUACCUACUAAUGGCAGCAGAAGCUGGAGACAGGCACUCCAUGAUUCUUGUGGCGCGAGCCUAUGAUACAGGCCUGAACCUAGGCUCUGACAGAGAGCGGAACUGGAAGGAGGCUCUGCACUGGUACAACUCGGCCCUGCACAUGACGGAUUAUGACGAAGGGGGCGAGUACGAUGGGGUGCAGGAUGAGCCCCGAUACCUGCUCCUGGCAAGAGAGGCUGCGAUGCUGAUGAGUGGAGGAUUCCACCUGGAGAAGGACCCACAGAGAUCAGGUGAUCUAUACACAGAGGCAGCAGAAGCAGCAAUGGAAUCCAUGAAGGGUCGGCUGGCAAAUGAAUACUACCAGAAAGCUGAGGAGGCAUGGGCAGUGAUGGAAGAAUGAAAGCUUUAAGAAGCCAUGACAAUUCUUGUGUGUAUAUCUAAAACAAAGUGUAUGGGGAGAAAAGACUUUGAGUUGCAACCUCUCCCUCCCCCCAGUAUUUUUAGCAUGUUGAAAACUGUUUUUUGUAUUUCAUAUUUUGACUUAAAAAUUUUAAUUUACUGCCAGAGAAAGAAAGAACACACAGCGGUUGGUUGGUAUGGCAGCAAAAUGGACUUUUACCUACUCUUCCAGUUACAUUAUCAAUUAACUUGGACUCUUUUGUAUUUUCUAGUUAGACCGGAAGGGCCGCCAUUUCCUUAAAGGGAGCUUGGCUGCCGGCAAUGAGUUGCACUCUUAUUUUUCCAAGUAGAAAAAUCAGUACUUGGUCCCCAGACUUCCCUGCUUCCACUAAAGAAGCCUUUUACUCAGAGUCCCCAGGGUUCUCCUUCUCCUGGGGAGGGAAUCUCAGGUGAAUCAACAGAAGGAGAUGCCCAUCAAUUGAAGUGACUUAGAAUAAUAAGUCUUGUACCAGUGGAAACUAUUUUUCCCCUCUUUCUUCCCCAGUGGACAGGGACCAAUAGAUUUUUUCUUUCCUCAUCCAUCUAUCCACCUAUCAAGUGACCUGGCCGUACUGAAGGAUGGGUGAGCCAGGCUACAGGACCUCAAGCUGAUUUUUUUUUGUAUUAGUCGAGUUGAAUAUAAUUGAUGCUUUUGCUUUUAGUGCAAUUUAACUGUUCCGUGGAGGAAAAAAAAGACUAUUUUUAACCAUGCUUCCUGAGGUUUGUUAAACUUGUAUGCACAUAUUUACUACCUCUUGGACUUAAAUUUACCUAGUAUGGAGUGGGUUUAGUUACAGACGGGGCUCUGGGCCCUAGUCAAAGCAACUGACUUUGGCCUCUCCCCUUCUUUCCUGGGUGUCAGUAGUGCAAGGGGUUUCUGGCUGAGACACACCCAUCUGAAACCUCUGGAGCAACUAAACCAAGGUGUUCAGACUCCAGCUGUGUAGCACGAGGUUGGGAUUUCACUUCUAGAAUAACUGUAGAGGCUGGAAUCUAAAGUCAGUGGUUUAGCUGCUCUAGACAGGGAGAGAAUGACUUGUUGGUAAUGAGAGGUCACCUUCUCCUUCCCUCUCUAGGCUCCCCAAAUAGGCCUUUCCAUUCUCUUCAUUUGGGGCAGUUGAACUCUUGUACUUCCAGCCCUGGCCACUCAGACUCAUGAGAGAGACUGUUCUUGGGUAUUUUAAAUUUUCAUCAUAUUGGAGAUUUUCUUGCACCUUAGUUUAGAAAAUGAAAAACCCAUAUAAUCUGUUCAAUGUGUUAUAUUUUUCUUGUAAACUUACAUAAAGUUUAAUGUAAAUUAAAUGUAAGUUCAAAAAUAUAGCAUUAAUCCAUUGAAAUCAGAUUGUCAUUUACUUCCUGUUAACUUUCAGCUUUUGUUCAUUAUAAUUUUCAGUUACAAACCUUUGGAGAAGCCCAUUAAAAAGUACCUCCAAGACUCUUGAAUUUUUUUUUUAAACUCAGAAUAUGAGUGAAUGUUCCCUAGACAACUGUACGAUUCUUGAUUCUUCCCAUCUUCAGAAAAAAGUGUUUUUCCACCCUUUGUCUGCUGAGAGCUCUUGCCCCAGUGUUCUUGCUUGCUCCUGUCUCUGUUAAGAGCGCCUCUGAAGGCUAGAGGACUCACACUUGUGUUCUUGUUUCCUGCUAUCUCUCUGUAAAGGAGCACCUUUGUCUGUUGUUGAGAGUACUGAAACCUGUGCUCUUGCUCACUCCUGUUUCUGAAAAGGAGCAAGGAGGUGUCCUCCGUUUAAAGCAGUCCGCAAUCGAGUCCUCUAUUUUGACUCAAAGUGAAUGAUCUUCUUUAUUCAUUGGGACAUAGGUAAAUCCAGAACAAACCCUCACUCACCUUUCCAAAAGAUGAUUGAUGGCCAGAUAUCGUAGGAGACAGCAUCCUUCAGGAGCGGAGACUACAAAGAGACACUUCCUCCCUUUUUGAUGUAGUAAGUAAAUUUCACUGAUUUAUCUUAUAAGAUGGGGUGUCUCCUUAUACCCCCAUCUUAGGGAUGAGGAAGAAUCAGAGAAGUUUUUCCUAAAGGGAACUUUUCUUCUCUGGAGGUUUUUGGUAACCACUUCAUCAAUGUAUGAAGCAACGUUCAUUUCUUGGGUUUGUUCAGUUGCCCUCAUGAAUAAAGAGCAGGUAGAAGGGAGCCACUUCCAUCCGAUAUCCUGGUGUGAUGAAAAAAGCUUAGAAGAAAUACCAGUCCAGCUAAAGUCCAAUAAGAUUUCUAAUUAGUGUGACCAGCAGCCUUAGGUGUUUGUAAGCUUUCUUUUAAAUAGUGCAGAAGAACUUACUCUGACUUCAAGCGACUGACAGUCUCAUCUUUUCUGUGCCUUCCGAGGUUGAGCUUGAUUGCAUUUUCAGAAAACGUACUCAGGUUGAGCGUGUUAACUAGAAAGCAUGAAGUGUCAGGGCUCUCAAGAAAGAAAGAGAUGAGCCAGACUGUAUUCUGGAGCAACCAAAACAGAAAUAGGUGCAAGGCAUUGGAAAGGUGAUUGAAACCUAGUUGACUGACCAGUCCAGCCUGGGAUUAGAGUGAAAGAGACUGGAGACUGUUCAAGUAACAAAAUGAAAAAAAAAAACCAACAAAAAUUGAUCCUGGCCUCUAAAGUUCUCUUCAAUGGGUGAUACAUUGUGAAAUUAUUUUUAAAUUCACCUCUGAAAAAGCCAAGAACUGCCCUUGGUUAACAUUUUAUUACCAAAUUCUGAGUUUUUAGUGUUUCUUCUGGCACAUAUAGCAUAUUUGCUGGGAUAAUCUACAAAUUAAAAUAUUUGGAUUUUUUUAUGAUCACUGAUGUUUACAGAUUUGCUCAGGUCGUUGUAUGUGUUAAAGAGAUUUGGCAGAGUUGUGGUUUUUAGUUGUUCCAAGUGGACAGUUAAUAAAGCUAAAUUAACCUGGAGUUUGCAUGUGAGAAAAGGACUUGCAUUAACUAUUCUCUUAUUCUCAUUAUUUAAUGCAUUGUUGUUCCAGGUUUAUUACAUCUUUCCAAAUAAAACUGUUCCUUUUGUUUGGUUUCUGA
Messenger RNA from Ornithorhynchus anatinus (platypus), 5488 nucleotides. RefSeq names its product eukaryotic elongation factor 2 kinase (gene EEF2K). Gene Ontology annotation, biological process: protein phosphorylation. The record is from RefSeq and is a predicted model, not a curated record. Bases 270 to 2435 code for a protein of 721 amino acids. The transcript has 18 exons. Gene Ontology annotation, molecular function: elongation factor-2 kinase activity; calcium ion binding; calmodulin binding. Lineage: Eukaryota; Metazoa; Chordata; Mammalia; Monotremata; Ornithorhynchidae.